AUGCACUCGCGACGGACGAGGUUUGGAAGGUGUACGGGACGCGUCGUGGCCGAGCGAGGCGCGGGGAGCGGGAGGCCCGGCGCGCUCGGCAGUCUGGCGGACACUGGCGCGGCUGGCGCGAGCCGGGCCACCGCGGGGCGUGGCGCCCGCCCCACCGCGCCGCCCAAUGGAGGCUCGGGAUGCCGCCCGCCCCGCCGCCCGCCGCCCGCCCCCGCUACCCGCACUCCGCGACACCGCGCCACUCCUCGACGCGUCGCCGCCGCCAGCUAA
Messenger RNA from Danaus chrysippus (African queen), 270 nucleotides. NCBI's taxonomy places the organism in Eukaryota, Metazoa, Arthropoda, Insecta, Lepidoptera, Nymphalidae. The record is from the annotation of a GenBank genome assembly.